This is a messenger RNA of Rhineura floridana, 3507 nucleotides long. RefSeq names its product phosphoribosyl pyrophosphate synthetase 2 (gene PRPS2). Gene Ontology annotation, biological process: 5-phosphoribose 1-diphosphate biosynthetic process; ribonucleoside monophosphate biosynthetic process; purine nucleotide biosynthetic process. Gene Ontology annotation, cellular component: cytoplasm; ribose phosphate diphosphokinase complex. The transcript is spliced from 8 exons. Bases 91 to 1062 code for a protein of 323 amino acids. The record is from RefSeq and is a predicted model, not a curated record. Gene Ontology annotation, molecular function: ribose phosphate diphosphokinase activity; magnesium ion binding. Lineage: Eukaryota; Metazoa; Chordata; Lepidosauria; Squamata; Rhineuridae.
UCUCUGUAUCCCCCCCCUCCUUUUCUCCCCAGCUCCAGCUCGACUCGGUCUUCCGCCGCUGCUCUUGUUGCGGUUCCUGCGUGCCCAGCCAUGCCCAACAUCGUGCUCUUCAGCGGCAGCUCGCAUCAGGAUCUGUCCCAGCGCGUGGCGGAUCGGCUGGGGCUGGAUCUGGGGAAAGUGGUGACGAAGAAAUUCAGCAACCAGGAGACCAGUGUAGAGAUUGGUGAAAGCGUAAGAGGGGAAGAUGUUUACAUCAUCCAGAGUGGUUGUGGAGAAAUAAAUGACAAUCUGAUGGAGCUUCUCAUCAUGAUCAAUGCUUGCAAGAUUGCAUCAUCCUCCCGCGUUACAGCAGUAAUUCCAUGUUUUCCUUAUGCAAGGCAAGAUAAGAAAGAUAAGGACCAAGGUAGAUGGAGCCGUGCUCCCAUAUCUGCAAAGCUUGUUGCCAAUAUGUUAUCAGUUGCUGGCGCAGAUCACAUUAUCACCAUGGAUUUGCAUGCCUCCCAGAUACAGGGUUUCUUUGAUAUCCCGGUGGACAACUUGUAUGCAGAACCAGCUGUGUUGCAAUGGAUCAAAGAAAAUAUUGUUGACUGGAGAAACUGUGUCAUUGUCUCACCUGAUGCAGGUGGAGCAAAAAGAGUCACUUCAAUUGCCGACAGACUGAAUGUUGAAUUUGCCCUGAUUCACAAAGAAAGGAAGAAAGCCAAUGAGGUGGAUCGAAUGGUCUUGGUUGGGGACGUGACUGAUCGCGUAGCCAUCCUUGUGGAUGAUAUGGCAGACACAUGUGGCACGAUAUGUCAUGCUGCAGACAAGCUAGUGUCUGCAGGAGCAACUAAAGUUUAUGCUAUUCUCACUCAUGGGAUCUUCUCUGGCCCUGCUAUUUCUCGGAUCAAUAAUGCUGCUUUUGAAGCGGUAGUUGUCACCAACACAAUCCCACAGGAAGAAAAAAUGAAGCAUUGUCCCAAGAUUCAGGUUAUUGAUAUUUCCAUGAUUCUGGCUGAGGCAAUCCGAAGAACACACAAUGGUGAAUCUGUGUCCUACCUGUUCAGCCACGUCCCACUAUAACUGCAAACAAGCUUUGGCAUGCUGUGUUCAGCAGUGUGAUGACAAAUAAUGCAGCUCAAUGCUGAGAUAACAAAUAUCUUUGAAAGCUUCGACUACGCCUGCAUUCCCUCUUUUAGUAUGGACAAUAACUGAAAUGGGCAACAUAUAUAUAUAUAUAUAUUGGUUACAACUUUUAUCAAUUUUCUUUGGAUUUUAAAAAGAGAACUAUACUAUUGCCUGUGAUUUUAGAUGGCCAAAUACAUGAAAAAUGGCAAGACAAUAUUUUUUCUAAGGCCUAAGUUAGCUCAGGCGUUUAUACCUAAAAGGAGUGCACUUGCUGAGAGUUACUGAGCCAGAAUAGAAACUUAUUCUAGUGUACAGAUUUUAAAGAUUUAGAUAAAUGGCCUGUGAUGUUCCCUUCUGAGGAAAUCAGUCUCUGUCUUAAUCAUUAUUCCAGGCUUAAGCUUAACUACUUUGCCCUCUCAUCCUGAGAAAUUUCUGCUUCAGAUGUUUGUUCUAAAAAGCUAUGACCUGGGAUACCACAGUACAGUGUUUCAUGGAUUGCUGUGUUAAUUGCAAAUCAUAGGGAGCUGCCUUAUACUGAGUCCAAACAUUGGGUCUCCAGGGGUUCAGAUGGGGGACAUUCCCACUCCUAGCUGGAGGUUCCGGGGACUGGACCUGGCACCUUCUGCAUAUAAAGCAGUUGCUCUACCACUGAGCUAUGGGCCUUCCCAUCUUUGUGUCUCAACUGAUGUGGUAUCCCAGCCUGGAACCUCUAAUACAUUGAUGUUCUUGGGAACAAAGCAUAUGCAGUUCUUGCAACAUGCACCCACGCACAAAACAUCUGUAGUUACCAAUACCCAGUAGUAUAUUUAGUUAUUCUAUUUUGCUCCACGUUAGUGAGCCUCUUCCCAUGUUAAUUUUGUGGCAUGGAAGCCAUUGCAGUACAGCUUCUUUCUGCACCAUGGACUGUAAAAUCACAGGUUCCAGCUCAAGCCCCAAGUAAACUGGAAGGAGCCCACUAUGCCUCUCCUAGAAACUGGGGCAACACUGGCAUGGAAAGGCGCUUCAAAUGCGAAGCUGCCAUCUAGCCUGAACAUUACCUGAAUGGUGUGGGCAGCCACUACAGCAGUUCCCAUCCUGUGAAGGGACCCUGGGUCUCUAAAUAUCCAGCCAAUAUAUCAUUUUCAGUGCUGGUCUGUGCUAUGAAAAAAACCAAUCAUAAACUUUCAUAAUAAUCCCCAUUUAAAUUUUUAAUAGUAACUAUAUAUUGGAAAGUCUGAUAUGUAAGUAUUAGCAUGAGCUUUCUUCUAGUCAGCUGGACAUUCUUCUUACGCACAAGGCAAAAAGAAACAUUUCAAAGCAUCUGCCUUCCUGCAUUUUCACUGUAUUAAAAUAUUGGCAUUUGUUGAUUUUUAAAACCAAGGACCAUGCGUAUGCUCAGUCUCCCAUCUGCAGGGGAACUGAAACAGUCCUUUAAAAAACUUUGUUGUACAAAUUGUGAACAGUGAACAGGUUUUUAACAACUGAUUGCUAAACAGUCAUUGAGACAGUUGCCUAACUAACUCUUUCUCAAAACGGAGAGUGGAAUCCAUGUAAGUCAGUGGCAAAAAGUUGCUUUUAAUGGAUGCAGGUUGCAUCACUGGAUCACACUGCACAAACAAUGCCUUUUGAAUUUUUUUGGUAAUAGUCAAAAAACAAUACAGUAAUGAUGAAAAACUGCAUAUAAUUUUAAAAUGGCUUCCACUUUCUUAAGCAUUUAGAUAUAUUCUGUACAGCUUUUUGCAGUAAGAGAAAAGAGGAGAUUUAGAAAAUGCAGAGUUUUAAACCAAAAAGCAUUUUAGUCUGUCUGCUUACCAAAACAAUUUACCUUGCUUUAAAUUCAGAGUCUUGGUAGUUUUUGUCACUUAUGAAAAAGAAAAAGGGGGGUUCAAAACCCAAAAUGACCAAAUGGUGUAAAAAUGAUUUAUUUUAUCUUCUUAAAAAUGCCCAACGCGUUUCGGCUUUUUACUUCCAAAUAAAAAACACAAAGAAAGGAAAAACAAGAAAGGAAGGUAAAGAAAGCGCUGUAAGCAACUAGAAAAAAAAGUCCCCUGACGAAGGCUGAUAUGCAGUAAAGCCGAAACGCGUUGGGCAUUUUUAAGAAGAUAAAAUAAAUCAUUUUUACACCAUUUGGUCAUUUUGGGUUUUGAACCCCCCUUUUUCUUUUUCUUUUUGAUUAUUAACCACCACUACUCCAGUUUUUGUCACUUAACCUACUAAAAAAUGUUUGAUUCCUUAAUUCUUUGUAUUGUUUUUACAACUUCUCUCUUUGUCCACCAUGACCAAAGCUGGAAUAAAUGAAGCCCAUUUUUUUCCUUAUGUGAUAAAUUAUAGAUUACGUUUGUUUCAAAUGAUAUCAGGAAAGGUUUGCCCAUUAUUGUGUUGACGUUUCUCAAUAAAUCUUGAAACAGCAUUAUACUUACA